Molecule: messenger RNA, 5191 nt
Organism: Erpetoichthys calabaricus (reedfish)
Lineage: Eukaryota; Metazoa; Chordata; Cladistia; Polypteriformes; Polypteridae
Gene: epb41l2
Product: erythrocyte membrane protein band 4.1 like 2
Exons: 25
Coding region: 196-4215 (1339 amino acids)
Biological process (GO): cortical actin cytoskeleton organization
Cellular component (GO): plasma membrane; cytoskeleton
Molecular function (GO): structural molecule activity; actin binding
Source: RefSeq, a predicted model, not a curated record
AUUAUGGUGUUUGUCUAAGUGGACGUGUUCGACGGAGCACGGAUCCCUCCCAGCAAGGUUUUGGUCUGGGAAUUUCAAUUUGAGGUAGUGCGCGAGGAUCUGUGGAGGCAAAUUGCUACCGGAAAAUACGGGACGCACAGCGUUUUUAGAAGGAAGAAAAAAGGAAGGUGUCCUUUUACAGUAUAAACUGUCACAAUGACAACUGAAGUGGGCUCUGAGACGGAGGUAAAGAAGGAACCUGAACAGGCAGAAGAACAGCCCCAAACACAAGUUGAAACAGAGCAACGGCCAGAACAGCAGCUAGUAGACGGAAAGCAAGAACAGUCUGCACAUUCCACAGACCUCAAGCAAGUUGAGGAAGAACAGAACACACAGGAGUCUCCUAGUACACAGCAGAAAGAUACCACUGCAGCCUCAGAGCAAGUCAGUCCAGCUCCACAGGAAGGGAGAGCUGGGGUGGAAAAAAAAGAGGAGCAAUCUGGCUCAAAAGGUAUUGCAAGAUUUCUUCCCCCGUGGCUAAAAAAACAGAAAUCACAGAGUCAUGUGGAGCAAAAGAAGAGUCAACUGAAAGAAGGAGAGACAAGUAAAAACCAAAUUCAGGAGAAGGAAGAAAAAUCCCCUCCUCAGUCUCCAUUUAAACAGCAGUCUACUGAGAAGGAGGGGGAAGAGGCAAGAAAGGAUACAUCAGUGGAGGAGAAAGAAGAGAAUCUCAUUCAGGACCACCAACAAUCCAAACAAGAGGAGACCAAGGUAGAUGAGAAAGAGGAAGAGAAGCUUUCAGUAAGCAGUGCAGAGACACAGCCUGCUAAAGAGGAUCAAAAAGAAGAAGUUGUGGAAAAAGAUUCAGAUGUAAAAGUGGAAGACAAAAAAGAAGAGGAUACAAUUCAGAACACUGAGGUGAAAACUGACAGAUCUAUCCAAAAAGUCCCCAAGAAGAUGAAGACAUUUGUAUGCAAAGUAACAUUGCUAGAUGGAACCGAGUAUCCUUGCGAAUUGGAGAAAAGAGCAAAAGGCCAAGUCUUAUUUACCAAAAUAUGUGAGCAUCUCAAUCUUUUGGAGAAGGACUAUUUUGGAUUGACUUACAGAGACAAUGCUGAUCAGAAGAACUGGCUGGAUCCUGCAAAAGAAAUCAAGAGACAGAUUCGAAGUUUGCCUUGGCAGUUUGCCUUUAAUGUAAAAUUUUACCCUCCAGAUCCUUCUCAGCUGACUGAAGACAUAACAAGAUACUUCCUGUGCCUGCAGCUCCGUCAGGAUAUUGCAGUGGGCCGUUUGCCCUGUUCUUUUGUUACUCACGCUCUUCUAGGCUCAUAUACUCUGCAAGCUGAGUUGGGGGAUUAUGAUUCUGAAGAGCACAGGCAUGACUACAUUAGUGAAUUCCAGUUUGCACCAACACAGACCAAGGAGUUGGAGGACAAAGUAGUGGAACUGCACAAAACACACAGGGGACUAACACCAGCUCAAGCUGAAGCUUUGUUCUUAGAAAAUGCUAAGAAACUUUCAAUGUAUGGAGUUGAUCUACAUCAUGCCAAGGACUCUGAAGGUGUGGAUAUCAUGCUGGGGGUAUGUGCCAAUGGACUUUUGAUUUACAAGGACAGGCUAAGAAUAAAUCGUUUUGCUUGGCCAAAAAUCCUCAAGAUUUCUUAUAAGAGAAGCAACUUUUAUAUUAAAAUUAGACCUGGAGAGACUGAGCAAUUUGAAAGCACCAUAGGGUUUAAACUUCCAAACCAUCGGUCUGCCAAAAGAUUAUGGAAGGUCUGCGUGGAACAUCAUACUUUCUUUAGGUUGAUUUCCCCUGAGCAGCCCCCAAAAGCCAAGUUUCUUACACUGGGGUCCAAGUUCCGCUAUAGUGGCCGAACUCAAGCUCAGACAAGACAAGCAAGCACAUUGAUUGACAGGCCAGCUCCAUUUUUUGAACGAACAUCCAGCAAACGGUUGUCUAGGAGUCUUGAUGGAGUACACCACUUCACCUUUCCACGUUCGAAGUCUGAAGGUACUGGAACAAAGGAACUUAAGCAGCUGCAAGCUCCUGCAGUAAGUGCCACUGAGCAGAUUCUCCAGCAAGACUCCUCAGCCCCUGCUGUCUCUGAUUUGAAAGCUGGUUUCACAGAUGAAGAUGGAAAGGAACCAGGAUCACCAUAUAAACCCACACUUUCACCAGAAUCAAAGUCACAUUGCAUAUGUCCCCUGUCACCUGCUUGCUCCAUUUCAUCCCAAUUCCAUCUCCUGGAAACUGUCCCAGAGUUGGAUAUCUUUUCUGACAUUUCAGAGGAUAAUCCAUUGACCACUGAUGACCUAGAUGAAGACUGUUCUGACAAUUCGGCCGAUACUUGCCAAAUAUCUCUUCAAGCAAAUGCACAAUUAGGGUAUGAAAACCUCAUUAGCUGUUUUCAAAAAACCUUCACCACUCACCUCCCAACUCCAGCCACAAAGCCGUGUUUUGAUGUCACUGAGGAGGCCUUUAACCCAGUGCAGAUAAAAUCUGAAUUGUGCUUUUCAUUUCUGAGUUUUUGUAAAUGUUUUAAGUUUCCAUCUUUGCUUGAUGAAGACGGCUAUAUCUGUUUUCCCAGUCUGCCACAGGACUGUGCCUCAUUUUUGCCCUCUGGCCUUCGCCGUUAUAUCCCUAUCUCCUCACCCUCUCUCAUUCCCUCUUUCUUCCUCAUUUUUGCUCUGCUUCUGUCUGCCUCUCAAUCUGUUCCCUUCUCCUUGACUUUGUCCCUUCCUCUUGCUCUGUCUCUCUGCUACCUGGAGCACAAGUCAACCUUACUGUGUGCCUCUUGUGACUUUGACCUGAUGGACAAACCACAGGCAGAGGAGGUGGAGAACAAGAACAAUGACGGUCCACAGAAUGCAAGCAAUGAGAAGGAACCAGCUGAGAUUGAAAAUGAAGACAAAGAAACAGAGGAGCAGAAGGACCUGGAUAAGACCCAGGAAGAUGUUUUGAAACAUCAGGCUAGUAUUAGUGAAUUAAAACGAAAUUUUAUGGAAUCUUCUCCUGAACCUCGCCCAAAUCAGUGGGAAAAGCGUCUCACUGGGACUUUGUCAGCGCAGACACAAGGGAGCUUAGAAGAGGAGAUAACAACCAUUUUAUUAAGUAAAGAAGGUUUUUCUACUGCCAGCUUUGCUGGUGCCUUCACCUUUCCCACCAAGCGAGCAGCAAGGGGCGAUAAUGCAAAAACUGCUACCAAGGCUGUUAGUCUUGCUCACUACAUAGAGUCCUCAAAGAAAGCACCAAGCAGAACAGAAGAAGUGCACCCAGAUGAUAGAGACCUUGCAGAGAGCACAGAAAAGCUGAAAUCAGAGAUGGGCAGGGAGCAAGAGAUUGACACGCAAGAGACAAUGGUCAAUGAAGAAACAACAAAAAUGUCGGCAGUUUCACAACGCAGUGAAAGCCCUUCAGUGGCUGCCAAGUCUGCAGAGGGGGGAGAAAUGAAAACACAGCUCAGAGAGAAGAAAGAGGAAACCAUAGUUGUAAGAGACGUUAGCACAUCUUCAGAUAGCGAAAGUGAGGAAGAGGCUGAAUAUAGGCCUCAGGUGGCAAGAAAAGAUGUGGAUCAAAUAAAAGAGGAACCGGAAGAGAAUGAAUAUCUUCCUGUGAGGAGCCUGACUUCAACUGCACAUGUAGAUGUUAAAAUACCUGUGGAAGAGAAGGAAGAACUAGAGGAAAAAAUUGAGAAAGGUGGAAUGCUAGGCGAGGAAGUAUACUGUACCACGGCAGAAGAGAAAGAAGAGCCCAAAGUAAAUGGAGAUGUGUCUCACAUAGAUACUGACAUUGUCACCCAGGUUAUUUGUUGCUCUGAGCCUCCAGUGGUCAAGACUGAGAUGGUGACCAUCUCUGAUGCCUUUGCUUCCCAGAAGUCUGAAAUUUCAACUAAAGAAGUUCCCAUUGUGCACACAGAGACAAAAACUAUUACAUAUGAAGCUGCCGAGGUUGAUGGAACUGGAGAUUCUGAGCCAGGCGUCCUGAUGACGGCACAGACCAUCACUUCAGAAUCAGUCUGCACUACAACUACUACUCAGAUUACAAAGACAGUGAAAGGUGGAGUUUCUGAAACAAGGAUUGAGAAACGCAUUGUGAUAACAGGAGAUGCAGAUAUUGAUCACGAUCAGGCCUUGGCCCAAGCAAUAAAGGAAGCCAAAGAACAGCACCCUGACAUGUCAGUGACCAGGGUGGUGGUGCAUAAAGAAACAGAACUCACAGAGGAGGGGGACGAUUAAGUGCAAGAAAUGAAUCUAAGAGACUGUGAAGCACAUCCUAAACUAAGCAGCCGUAACCAUCUUCAUUCUGAAGCUACUGGAAGAGGUCCUGAAGAGCUCCGUGAAGUCUGAAGUCGGUAGAUUUGUCUGAUUACCUGGUCUCACUUUUAUACUUGUUUAUAAGAAAACCACUUUAACAUUCCUAGCUUUUUUUUUGUGCUGUUGCAAAAUGUUUACCACUUACUACAUGAAAAGAAGUUAUCUCUUUUUAAUUAUUUUGAUUAUUAUUUCCAAUUCAUUUUGGACCGUUUUCCAUUUUUGUACAGAUUGAUAUUAGUUACAGCUUAUUAAUAAGGAUUAAAAAAGAAUGGUUUUGUAAAGGUUUAGUAAAAGUUAUAUGUUUAGAUUGAAAUUGGAUGCCAUUUCUUUUGCAUACUUGUGUAUUAGACAAUUUUUAAAAUGUUUCAAUAUUUUAACUACUUUUUAAUGCAGCCUGGUUUGGACGAAGCACUGUGUCAAUUUCAUUUUUUUUUUUUUUUGUAGUACAGUGCCAACAGUUCUUUCUUAUUUAGUCAAGGUAACCAUCCUGUGUUGGGGAGAUGGAGAUUAUCUACCUCCAACUUAAAUCUUCUACAAUUUAAGCAGCUUACAAAUAUGCUUUUUUCAUACUUUCUAGCUCCACUAAUUGAAAUACUUUUGCUACUUGUAAAAACACUUUGUCUUAAUGUGUAAACUGAUUAGCAUUUCCUUGGUGCAUUUUCUUGCUAGAAUUGUGCCUACAUACUUUUUUUGACAAUAAAGCAAAGUUUUAAAAAAGAAGAAGGCAGAUUCUUUUGACUUAGUUCUUCCUGAAAUAUGAAAUAGCUUUCUGAAUCACCAUAAGUAAGUUGAUUCCUUUUACCUCCAAGUGUCUAGUAAAAAAUGAAAGUUAGAUUUUUAGCCACUUAUAAUAUGUGUUUCCUCCCAGUAACACUUAAAAUAAAACUUUAUUCUCUGA